AUGAAAAAUAAAUCUCUUACAUCUGAUAUUAUUCUUUUUGAAACAAAUGAACAUAUUGGAAAUCCACAAGAAGCUGAUCCAUUGAUGCGUCUUCAAAAAGAUCUUGAUGAUACAAAAGAUAUUCUUAAAAGUACAUUAGUUAAUGUACUUGAACGUGGUGAAAAAAUUGAUGAUUUAGUUGCACGGUCAAGUGAUUUAAGUUUCGAGGCAAAAGCAUUUUAUAAAACGGCAAGAAAAACAAAUCGAUGUUGCACAUUAUUCUAA
Rotaria sp. Silwood1 is the source of this 264-nucleotide messenger RNA. Lineage: Eukaryota; Metazoa; Rotifera; Eurotatoria; Philodinida; Philodinidae. The record is from the annotation of a GenBank genome assembly.